This is a messenger RNA of Nomascus leucogenys (northern white-cheeked gibbon), 2595 nucleotides long. RefSeq names its product ATP-binding cassette sub-family C member 11-like. Gene Ontology annotation, molecular function: purine nucleotide transmembrane transporter activity; ATP binding; ATP hydrolysis activity. Gene Ontology annotation, biological process: transmembrane transport. The record is from RefSeq and is a predicted model, not a curated record. Gene Ontology annotation, cellular component: membrane. Lineage: Eukaryota; Metazoa; Chordata; Mammalia; Primates; Hylobatidae.
AUGUUUGGAUGUCACAUGCAAAGAGAUUCCACCAGUUCCAUUAUCCUCUUUUCAAGGCUUCACCACCUUUGGGAAGAAGAAGUCUUAAGGCGAGGGAUUGAAAAAGCUUCAGUGCUUCUGGUGAUGCUGAGGUUCCAGAGAACAAGGUUGAUUUUCGAUGCACUUCUGGGCAUCUGCUUCUGCACCAGUGUACUCGGGCCAAUAUUGAUUAUACCAAAGAUCCUAGAAUAUUCAGAAGAGCAGUCGGGGAAUGUUGUCCAUGGAGUGGGACUCUGCUUUGCCCUUUUUCUCUCCGAAUGUGUGAAGUCUCUGAGUCUCUCCUCCAGUUGGAUCAUCAACCAGCGCACAGCCAUCAGGUUCCGAGCAGCUGUUUCCUCCUUUGCCUUUGAGAAGCUCAUCCAAUUUAAGUCUGUAAUACACAUCACCUCAGGAGAGGCCAUCAGCUUCUUCACCGGUGACAUAAGCUACCUGUUUGAAGGGGUGUGCUAUGGACCCCUAGUACUGAUCACCUGCGCAUCGCUGGUCAUCUGCAGCAUUUCUUCCUACUUCAUUGUUGGAUACACUGCAUUUAUUGCCAUAUUAUGCUAUCUCCUGGUUUUCCCACUGGAGGUAUUCAUGACAAGAAUGGCUGUGAAGGCUCAGCAUCACACAUCUGAGGUCAGCGACCAGCGCAUCCGUGUGACCAGUGAAGUUCUCACUUGCAUUAAGCUGAUUAAAAUGUACACAUGGGAGAAACCAUUUGCAAAAAUCAUUGAAGACCUAAGAAGGAAGGAAAGGAAACUAUUGGAGAAGUGCGGGCUUGUCCAGAGCCUGACAACUACAGCCUUGUUCAUCAUCCCCACAGUGGCCACAGUGGUCUGGGUUCUCAUCCACACAUCCUUAAAGCUGAAACUCACAGCGUCAAUGGCCUUCAGCAUGCUGGCCUCCUUGAAUCUCCUUCGGCUGUCAGUGUUCUUUGUGCCUACUGCAGUCAAAGCCCUCACGAAUUCCAAGUCUGCAGUGAUGAGGUUCAAGAAGUUUUUCCUCCAGGAGAGCCCUGUUUUCUAUGUUCAGACAUUACAAGACCCCAGCAAAUCUCUGGUCUGGGAGGAGGCCACCUUGUCGUGGCGACAGACCUGUCCCGGGAUUGUCAAUGGGUCAUUGGAGCUGGAGAGGAACGGACACGCUUCUGAGGGGAUGACCAGGCCUAGAGAUGCCCUCGGGCCAGAAGAAGAAGGGAACAGCCUGGGCCCAGAGUUGCACAAGAUCAACCUGGUGGUGUCCAAGGGGAUGAUGUUAGGGGUCUGCGGCAACACGGGGAGUGGUAAGAGCAGCCUGUUGUCAGCCAUCCUGGUGGAGAUGCACUUGCUUGAGGGCUCGGUGGGGGUGCAGGGAAGCCUGGCCUAUGUGCCCCAGCAGGCGUGGAUCGUCAGCGGGAACAUCAGGGAGAACAUCCUCAUGGGAGGCCCAUACGACAAGGCCCGUUGGAUCAUCAACCAGCGCACAGCCAUCAGGUUCCGAGCAGCUGUUUCCUCCUUUGCCUUUGAGAAGCUCAUCCAAUUUAAGUCUGUAAUACACAUCACCUCAGGAGAGGUAAGCAGCUGGGACUGCCUCUUCCGGGCCAUGCUUCCCUACCCUUCCUCCAGACAUGACUGCCCUGGGGGCCAUGAGAGGGAGAAAAGGGGGAUGUUCAAGAAGGCCAUUGGUGUGUUCAAGAGACUGGAGAACUAUAGCCGGUCCCCUUUAUUCUCCCACGUCCUCAAUUCUCUGCAAGGCCUGAGCUCCAUCCACGUCUAUGGAAAAACUGAAGACUUCAUCAGCCAGUUUAAGAGGCUGACUGAUGCGCAGAAUAAUUACCUGCUGUUGUUUCUAUCUUCCACGCGAUGGAUGGCGUUGAGGCUGGAGAUCAUGACCAACAUUGUGACCUUGGCUGUUGCCCUGUUCGUGGCUUUUGGCAUUUCCUCCACCCCCUACUCCUUUAAAGCCAUGGCUGUCAAUAUCGUGCUGCAGCUGGCAUCCAGCUUCCAGGCCACUGCCCGGAUUGGCUUGGAGACAGAGGCACACUUCACGGCUGCAGAGAGGACACUGCAGUACAUGAAGAUGUGUGUCUCGGAAGCUCCUUUACACAUGGAAGGCACAAGUUGUCCCCAGGGGUGGCCACAGCAUGGGGAAAUCAUAUUUCAGGAUUAUCACAUGAAAUACAGAGACAACACACCCACCGUGCUUCACGGCAUCAACCUGACCAUCCGCAGCCACGAAGUGGUGGGCAUCGUGGGAAGGACGGGCUCCGGGAAGUCCUCCUUGGGCAUGGCUCUCUUCCGCCUGGUGGAGCCCGUGGCAGGCCGGAUUCUCAUUGACGGCGUGGACAUUUGCAGCAUCGGCCUGGAGGACUUGCGGUCCAAGCUCUCAGUGAUCCCUCAAGAUCCAGUGCUGCUCUCAGGAACCGUCAGGGGUGACGUGAGAAAAAUCCAGGCAGCCCAGUCAGCGAAGCAGACAGAACCAGAUCUUCCAGCCUCUUCACUACACUUUCUGUGUCCUCAGAAGUCAACUCAGGGAGGAAGCUUUAUCCAGAUUAGGCUCCUACUGACAAUGCACUUCAUCUGGGAGGAAACAUAA